GAAAAAAGCAAUGUCAACACUAGACUCGUAGUCAGGGAUAAGCCCCAGCCAUAUCCGUACAUAACUCAGACUUCGGAUACAACUAAUCAAACUCAGUCAAAUAAUACGUGAAUGUGCCAUGCAUGGUAUGUAGGGCUGGCACCCUAUCAGCCCCUUAAAGCCGCAUAUAGAAAUGCCAUAGGAAUAAUCUUCUCAAACCUUCUCAGUUUCAUGCAAGGGUGAUAUGAAAACAGUAGUAGCUCUACUUUACUUCCUUGUAUAGUUCGCAAUUCUAUUUUCUGUUUUUGGGCAUUGAGAUAAUUUCAACUUUCUCUCCGCUCUCUUACAGGAUGAUACAGACAACUUUAUACUCUACCACCCAGGUCCCCAUAAACAUGAUGACGAUGCGAUCCUCCAGGAUCCCCGAAACUCACUCAGUUUCACAUGUUCACUAUAUCAUAAUUUUCUCUGAUCAACAUGAUGCAUGCACAGACAAACCUCUCUCCUCCUCUAUCUUGUCCCACUCCAGGCCCAGGACCCCGCAUGGCUAUAGCCACGAUACUCUGCACCAUUUCGUAGCGAAGUCAGUGUUAUAUCCCCAGCAAAUACCCAUACUGUCAUACAUAUAGCCAAAUAUUCCAUCCACUACAAUGCACCUCAAACAGGCUCCGUGCUGGUCAUAUGCGGUCUUCCCUAUAAAGAACCCCCCGGCUCAUACGGGCUACACUACACCCUAUUCGCAAAUUCGACGCAUCUCAAGCUCCAAUGCCUACAGUACAAUCCCAGGAAAGGCAUCUAUUCUCAUGAACGGUCAACCCGGGCUAUCCUCAACACGUAAUACAGUUCCAUAUCCCAUCCUAAACCUGCGAGAAGAGCUUUACAGCCGAGCACGAUAUGACUGUAGACGCCUACAUCAACGAAACAAACUGCAUGCUGCCCACACGUCUCCUCCCAAAGAAGCCCGACUGGAGUGCUUGCAACAGGCAAUAUCGCCAUACGAGGACCACGAUAUCAGAUGGACGGAUUCCAACCCGAGACAUGAUUCCCAGAUCCCAGCACAAUGUAGAUCCGGUUUGAAGCUGGAUCUGCAGCAUCGACGGUUGGUUGUAUUGGUAUUUAUUGUGGGAGUGUUUAUGCAGGCUUGCUUCCUCACGAGUCAGAGUUACAAGGAUGAAUUUCCGGCGGGGGGUGUCAGUAGCCAGGGCGGUGCGCGAUUGAUCGAGUCUCGGAGACGGCGAGCGAGUUGUUUGGGGCUUGGGGAUGCCCAGGUGGAGAGAUUCUUGUUGAAGAGGGACCCUUCCGGAGAGGGAGUUACUGGAUGUGAGAGGAUGGUGUAUCGGGAGGUCUUGCCUUACUGUUCUUAUGGUGGGUGAAUUAAUGAGAGUGGGAUACAUGUGCUUGGGCAUAUAGAAGGCUCUUUAUUGUUCAUAAUCAUCAUAUCUGAAUGGGCUUUACAUCACAUAGUAUGCACAUCCAAUGCGAGUAACACCUUAUAAUUUGCUCUCCGGUGAGGCGUAUUCACCUUGAGGGAUCAAGAACCCUUCGAAGAAUUGGCCUAUUUGCCGGUAAUCGUCGAGUCCGAUCACGGCCGAGACAUAUUGAUCUGGUCUGACAAUCACAAUUGCACCUUUCUCAGGGCUGAUACCGAGGUACUCGUAUACACGGCCGUGACCUUUGUUGUAACUUUCGUCGUCGAAGUAUAUUUUGUGCAGAUCUAUUCAUUAAGUGAGUCUUGUGCCACUUACUUAAGGGGAUCGGAAUCCCUUACCUCUGAUUUGAUU
This is a messenger RNA of Aspergillus pseudotamarii, 1760 nucleotides long. RefSeq lists its product as uncharacterized. The record is from RefSeq and is a predicted model, not a curated record. NCBI's taxonomy places the organism in Eukaryota, Fungi, Ascomycota, Eurotiomycetes, Eurotiales, Aspergillaceae. The transcript has 2 exons. Bases 630 to 1352 code for a protein of 240 amino acids.